AUGAGACAAUACCCUCUCGUGUGCGGAAACGUUAAAUGCAAAACCAAUCAAACUCCUCUAUGGCGCAAAGGCUGGACAACAAAGGAAGGAAAACCGGUCAUGCUUUGCAAUGCUUGUGGAUUGCAUUACAAAAAGGGACACUUUUGUGUUUAUUGCAAUCAAAUCUAUAAAGAAAGUGAUGCGGAUGAUAAGGAGCAACCAUGGAUUGGAUGCGAUAGUUGCCAUCGUUGGGUCCAUCAAAAUUGUGAAAAGAGCAACGGAUACGAAAUUAAAUCAGGUGGUUAUCUUUGCCCCUGUUGCCGAGGCAGUCAGCAAGGUAACAAUGGAUCCAACACGGUUCCUUCGAGUAUCACGGCUGCUGCACUUAGUGCUGCUGCCAACAAACAUUAUGAACCAAUACUCAUGAAACCAGGUGGAAGCAAUGCAAAAUCAUCAAGCAAUGAAAAUAAGAAGAGAAGAAGAAAGCCCACAUUGGAAGCGAAUGGUGCAAAGAAAGUGAAAUCAAUGACGAACACCACCAAUAGUAGCAACAAUAGUAAUGGUAGUAAUAGUCAUUGCAACAGCAGCAGCAAUAAUGGAGAUCAUAGUAGUAUCACCCUUAACACUGGCCAUAACAGACCAAGCUUGACCAUCGAUACGACAGCGUCAUCUUCAAAACACGGCAAAAUCAUGUCCUCUUCUUCGUCAAACAAAUUACUGACACCAACAACCACAGGAAUCGCCCUCAGCCUUUCUCCUUCAAGUGUUCUGAAUCGGGUGACUGCUCCAUCAACAAGCACUUCUGAGAAUAAUAUGAGAUCUUCUUCCUCAUCUUCGUCUCUCUUCGAAGUGGAUGCCUUUUAUAAGGACAACGACUCUCAAAAUCUCUCUGCCAACGAUGCUUCUUCAAGAUUAUCCCAAAGCAGUGAUGAUGAAUAUUCGUAUGACAGCAACAGUGGCCUUAGUGAGGAUGAAGAGGACGAAGACGACAAUGACUACGAUGACGAAAAUGACGAAGACUAUGUCGAUCAAAGCGUUGCUAAAUCAAGUAGAUCUUCAACCACUCGAAGAAAUAAGGUGGUCGCCAAUAGUAUUUCAAAGGCGACCAGUUUGACACUCCGCACUAGUUCUCAGCAACAGCAACCUCCAUCAUCAUCCUCACCGGGUAUUCCAUUCAGCUGCGGCUCGGACUUUGUGGAUCAACAAACUAGACAAGAAUUCAUCAUUUGGGAUCCAUUGAAUGACAAGAGAAGCACAGUCGAGGUGACUUACGAGGAUGUUGAAGAUGUCAUUGCUAAGAGCUUUGGCUAUUCCACACUCCUCACAAGAAAGAUGCAAUCUCUCUCUGCAAUUUGUUCAUGCGAGCUGAACAAGUUGUAA
Messenger RNA from Naegleria fowleri, 1359 nucleotides. RefSeq lists its product as uncharacterized. The coding region runs from base 1 to 1359 and encodes 452 amino acids. The record is from RefSeq and is a predicted model, not a curated record. The transcript is spliced from 3 exons. NCBI's taxonomy places the organism in Eukaryota, Heterolobosea, Eutetramitea, Acrasida, Naegleriidae. Gene Ontology annotation, biological process: regulation of DNA-templated transcription. Gene Ontology annotation, molecular function: zinc ion binding; sequence-specific DNA binding.